AUGAAAAAUCCUAUAUUAGUGAUAUUAUUAAUUUUUGAUGAACGCUUCAAAGGAUAUCAUCAAAGUUUCUUACAAUUUCCAAUAAAAAAAGAUGGUGAGAAUUUAAUAAUUGAUAGAUAAAGGUUUCUAUAAUUUAUUUUCAAAAAGCUUCAACUCACAGAAAUAGAGUAGGAAUAAUUAACAAUAGGUAAUAUAUAUAUUUUAAAGAUAGAAUAUUUUUAUGAUAGAACUAAAAGCAAAUUUAUAUAGACUUCGUAUUAUGUUGUAAAUAAUUGUUUCUAAUUUCCCUAACAUUUUUUUGGAGAUCCAAUGAUCCUAGAGAUGAAGAUAGAUUUUCCUAUAUAGUAUUGGGACAUUGUGCAUUUAUAUGAAGAUGUUAAACAUUAAGAAAAUAUAAUAUAAAAAUAUCGAAAUGAGCAAGGUUAAUUAGAUGAAAAACUAAAUAAAUAUCCUCAUAAAUUAAAAGAAAUCGAAAAUGAUGUUAGAGAUUUAAAAAAUGGUAAUUUAAAUAAUAAGCAGUUGGUUGAUAUUGGUAUACUUUAUAAUAGUACAUUAAUUUAAUUCGAUAAUGAAAUUCAAGAAGCUUAAUUUAUUGACUAUUAAAGUGAAAUAAGCACUAUUGAAAAUGAAAUUAAGAAUGCUGAUAAAAAAAUAAAUUAUGUGAUCUUAAAUGCUACAAAAGAUAAUUUCGAUUAGGUUUUGCGUUUGAAUCCAUAAGUAAUACACUUAAUACUCAAUGGAGAUGUUGAUGUUGAAAAUUAAAGUUCUUUUAUUGAAAUAUAAGAUGAUGAGAAUAGGAUAGAGACAAUAAGUAAUUCAGAUUUUUUUGAUAUAUUUAAAUAUCACAAAAGAAACCUAAAAAGAUUGAAGUUAAUUUGCUUAAGUUCAAUUAUAGCAAAAAAUGUUUUAUUCGAUAAAUGGGAGGAUCAAAAAACAAUUGUAGGAUAGAUAAAGCUUUCUAAUUCUGAAGAUAAAUAUGGUAAUGAUUUUUGGAAAUCUUUUUACAAAUAGUUGAUAUAAGGGGUAAGUUUUAAAGACUCAUACGAUAAUGCUAAAAAAAAUGCAGAAGAAUUAUUUAAAAAAGACCCUAAGCCAAAUGAUUUUACAAUAUGUUGUUGUUAUCAUGAACAUUAAAAGAAGUAAGAUGAUUCUCCCAAUACAUUGGAUUGCCCCAACAAUCCGAUGUUAUAUGGAUAUAAAAAAUGUCAUAAAGAACAUAAGUAAUGUAUAUGUAAUCAUUCUAAUGAUAAUGGUAAUUAUAAUCAUGACUUCUCACAAAAGUUUUUUAUAAAAUCAUGUAAUGGAGGAUAACUUUUAGAAAUUAAUAAAGAUCCGAAUACAAAUCCAGAAUAAACAAUAUAAAGUAUUUUCUUAUAAAUUAAUAAAUAAAUUAUUAUCUUUAUUUAUGGUAAAAAUCACUCUCCUAACAAAUUUGAACUUGUACAUGAUAAAUUAUUAAAUUAUUUUAAAGUAAAUCAUAUUUUUUAUAUAGAAUUACUCUGAAAUUAAAAAAUUGAACCCUCUAAAUUACAAAUAAUUAGAAAUUACUGAAAAAUUUGAUGAUUUGAACUAAAAUAUUGAUAAAUUUCUAGAUGAAUCAGAUGAUAAAUUGAAAAUUCUUAAACUUAUUCAAAUUGAUAAAAAUUGUGAUAAAUCUUAAUUCAGCGAUUUCUAUGAUGAUCUACUUUAUAAAUUUUAAUCUAAAUAAAAUUUAGUCAUAAUAUUAGAAAUGAGUGAUUAAAACCAUAAAUAUUAAUAUUUAGAAAAUAAAAAAAAUAAAGAGUUCCUUCAAAUAUUCUAUUAUGAUAUUAUCGAAGAAGCGCUAAAUAAUUAAAGAUAAUAGUAAUGA
Molecule: messenger RNA, 1849 nt
Organism: Paramecium primaurelia
Lineage: Eukaryota; Ciliophora; Oligohymenophorea; Peniculida; Parameciidae
Source: the annotation of a GenBank genome assembly